AUGGAUUCUUUCCCCUCUGCCCUCUCCACCAGCCUCACCUCCCUCCUUAGCACCUCGUCAGCCAUUGCUUCUGCCCAAGCUUCUGCACCGGCCCCCCCUGUCACUGCUCAAAAUACCCUUCAAUCCUCCUCAUGGCUGGGCUUACUUGGCUAUGCUUUGCUCGCCAUGGCCAAAGGAGUUCCCGGAAUGCUGAUUUGGAUCAUCACGUUCACCACAAUUACCUUGCCUACGGUGCUGUUCGCGUUAUUCUCGACCAGCUUGACGUUCACGAUGAACUUCACUACCCUAAUGCUCAUCGUCUUGGCCUUUGCGUCUCUCGUCUCAUGGAUCGUGAGAUACCGAUUUCUGAACAUGUAUGCGCGACUACCUCCCGAACCUCAGCGCAAAGAGCCUCAGAUCGAUCUAUUCCCAGAUACACAAGACGGAGACUCGAAGCCAGGUCUUGCAAAUUAUCUGGACGAGUUUCUGAGUGCUAUAAAGGUGUUUGGGUAUCGUGAUCGAACGCUCUGUCUUCCACGAACUUACCCGAACGAUGCAAACGAGGAAGCUCAUUGCUGGGGAAACACUACUUUUGGAAGAAGAGAAGGGCUUUUGUAUGGUGGUUGA
Molecule: messenger RNA, 606 nt
Organism: Letharia columbiana
Lineage: Eukaryota; Fungi; Ascomycota; Lecanoromycetes; Lecanorales; Parmeliaceae
Exons: 3
Coding region: 1-606 (201 amino acids)
Source: RefSeq, a predicted model, not a curated record